AAAAAAAACAAGAUCUACCUCGAACCUCUCUUCUCAAUUUCUCAUCCUCCUCGCCUAUCCGGCGCCACAAUCGUCUUCCGAGUCCUUCCUGUCUCUGUCACUGACUGUCUGAAACAGCAAUACCGAUUCUUCCUAGACAGUAUGUUAGCUAGACCCGGGAUUGAUCAUUAAUCAAGCCCUGAGGCUGAUCGGCAAAAUCAAUUGGGUAAGUCUCUACUGCAACUUGUUUUCCAUAUCAAUAAUGAGGGAAGACGACUCCAAUUGGUUCUCCAGAUGGGAAGAACAACUCCCAUCUCCUGAGGAGCUUAUGCCCUUAUCCCAAACCCUAAUAAGUCCUGAUCUUGCUCUGGCCUUUGACAUCAGAUCAAAUCCCAAUCCAAAUACCAAUACCAAUGCUAACGAUAGCCCACAGCACACGCCCACACCUCCACCCCCACCCCCACCGGCCAGUUCUUUGCCUCCUGCUACUCCUGCCCAUCCCAACUCGUCUGCUGAUUUCGCUGACUCCGCUGACCUGGGCUCCGGAGGAGGAGGGCCCGGGGAUGAGCCCGCCCGCACCCUUAAGCGGCCCCGCCUAGUGUGGACUCCACAGCUCCACAAGCGCUUUGUCGAUGCCGUCGCCCAUUUGGGGAUCAAGAAUGCCGUUCCCAAGACGAUAAUGCAGCUUAUGAGUGUGGAUGGGUUGACUAGGGAGAAUGUUGCCAGCCAUUUGCAGAAGUACCGCCUUUAUCUCAAACGAAUGCAGGGAUUAUCUGCUGGGGUUGGUGCUGGCGCCGGUGGAGGAGGUUCCGCUGAUCCUGCCACUGAUCAUUUAUUCGCCAGCUCACCAGUUCCAGCUCAUUUCUUACACCCAGGAAGGCCUAAUUCCGACCAUUUCCUGCCGUUUGUUCCUGUGACUAUUCAGCAUCACCAUCAGCAGCAACAGCAGCACAUGACAGCAGCUGCCACCCAUCCCCAGAUGCAGCAGACUCCUCAGUAUCACCAUCACAGGCAGCCCCAGGUGGGGCAUUUUGGUUCCCCACCAAAUCCAAACGGUCAAUUUGAGCAUCCGUUCCUGGCUAGGCAGUCUCAGCCAGUGCAUAGGAUGGGGGCACCAAUUCACAGUCCAGCAGUGCCAGGGUAUAUUGAGGACAUGGAAUCAGCGAAUGCAACUGGUGCUACUGGCAGGAAAGUUCUUACUCUUUUUCCUACUGGGGAUAAUUGAUUUUGGGUAAUUCUCAUGUUUGCUCUCAACUUCUUUUCAUUUCAAUUCUAGGUUUUGUGAAAUAGUUCUUGUUGUACUUGUCAAGGGUUUAUUACAUACAGUUGUGGUGCUUGUUGUAUGUAUUUGUUGUGGGAAAUGAGAUCCAACUUCCAUUUCCCGAUUCAAGAUAAUUAUGCAUUUGUUGUAUGCUUCACCUUAUGACUAUUGGGGAUGCUCUCUACUCUAGUUGACUUCUGGUAUCUGUUUAUAUCGGACUUGUACUGGUUUAAUGAUAUCUCCCCUCAUCUCAAGCUGACAUAGAUACUGAUUGUGAUGUCACUUGAGCAACUGCCGUGUUUUGAAGCUCUUCCCUGAGGAAAAAAAAAGGGACAUCUCAAUUCUAAUAUUUGGAUUUCUAGAGAUUCAUUUGUCCCAAGUAAGGAAUGGACUGUGUUCUGUGAUUUCAUAGUCUUCAUGGAAGAAGCAACGAUUCACAAAUUUUGAGAGUGUAGAUGAAGAUACAGUUCUCAAAACUUUAGUUU
Molecule: messenger RNA, 1725 nt
Organism: Fragaria vesca subsp. vesca
Lineage: Eukaryota; Viridiplantae; Streptophyta; Magnoliopsida; Rosales; Rosaceae
Exons: 1
Coding region: 242-1204 (320 amino acids)
Biological process (GO): regulation of DNA-templated transcription
Cellular component (GO): nucleus
Molecular function (GO): DNA binding; DNA-binding transcription factor activity
Source: RefSeq, a predicted model, not a curated record